Molecule: messenger RNA, 1653 nt
Organism: Trichoderma gamsii
Lineage: Eukaryota; Fungi; Ascomycota; Sordariomycetes; Hypocreales; Hypocreaceae
Product: allantoate permease
Exons: 5
Coding region: 1-1653 (550 amino acids)
Biological process (GO): transmembrane transport
Cellular component (GO): membrane
Molecular function (GO): transmembrane transporter activity
Source: RefSeq, a predicted model, not a curated record
AUGGCUACUCAAAAAGAUAACCCCGACAUCAUCCAUCUCGAAACUCCACCCACACAAGACUCCUCCAAGAACAUCGCCAGCGAAAUCACUCCCGUCCCGAAAGCCUCUAAUCUCCCCAUCACAGGCAGGGACAAAGCCGCCCAGUUCCUCAAACAAGCCAACCACUCCGCCAUCAUCGUCACCCCCAGCGAAAAUGCUCGCAUCCUCCGCAAAAUCGACCUCCACAUCCUCCCCAUUGUCCUUUUCGUCUACUGCCUCCAGUCCUUAGACAAGACCACCCUCUCAUACGCCUCGGUCUUUGGCCUCAUCGAUGACACGCACCUCGAGGGCGAGCAGUUUUCAUGGCUGGGCUCCGUGGUGUACGUCGCCCAGCUGGUCUUCCAGCCACUGGUGGCGUACGCGCUGGUGAAGUUGCCAGUGGGCAAGUUUUGCGCGACGAUGGUAUUUUGCUGGGGGGCGGUGCUGUGUGGGAUGACGGCGGCGAGGAAUUUUGGGGGGUUGAUGGCGGCGAGACUGUUGUUGGGAGCGUUUGAAGCUUCUGUUGCUCCGACGUUUAUUGCUGUCGUGCAGAUGUGGUACCGGCGAAAAGAGCAGACAACCCGUAACGCAUCUUGGUAUGCUAUGCUUGGAGUUGUCAACAUGCUCGGAAGUCUUCUCACAUACGGCCUAGGCCACAUCAAAUCAACUCUCCACCCAUACCAAAUCAUCUUCCUCUUUUGCGGCUGCAUCACCGUUGCCUUUUCAGUAGUCAUGUACUUCUUCAUGCCUGACUCCCCAAUGGAAGCCAAAUUCCUCAAAGAAGACGAAAAAGUCAUCGCCAUCGAGCGUCUCCGCAUGAACCAAAUGGGCAUUGGCUCCGGCGUCUGGAAAUGGGACCACGUCCGCGAAGCCAUGCUCGAUCCAAAGACGUGGCUCUGGUUCUGCCUCAUGCUCACCAUUUCCAUCCCCAGCGGAGGCAUUUCUACUUUUGGCCCUCUCAUCAUCCAGUCCUUUGGCUUCGACUCCUUCACUACAAUCCUCUUCAACAUCCCCUUCGGUGCUGUGCAGAUGAUUUCCACUCUCGGCGGCGCCUGGGUCUCCGACAAAAUAAACAUGAAAUCUGCCGUUCUCCUCUUCCUCUGCCUCCCCCCAAUCGCAGGCUGCGUCAUCCUCCUCGUCACAGGCCGAGCUCCCUCCGACCGAGCCGUUCUCCUCGUCGGAUACUACAUCAUCUCCGUAUAUCCCGGCAUUUCCCCUCUCAUCUACUCUUGGUCCGGGCAGAAUACCGCUGGUGACACGAAGCGAAAAGUAACUACCGCUAUGCUCUUUAUCGGAGCGAGCGUCGGCAACAUUAUAGGCCCGCAACUGUUCAAGCCGAGCGAGAAGCCACGCUAUGAUCGCGGGCUGCGAUCAAACCUGGCACUCUUUGUGGUGCUGGCAGUUUUGAUCGUCAUAGGAAUGCUUUGGAUUAAGAUCCUCAACAGACGGCAAGCGGCGAGACGGCGAGAGCUGGGCAAGUCAGAAGUGAUUCGCGAUCUGAGCAUGAUGGACAGGAAGAAAGAUGGCAGUGAGUAUGACGAGGAAGGUAUCAACAUGGGAGAUGAGAAUGUUGGAGACAAGGCGUUUGAAGAUGUGACGGACUUGCAGAACGAAGAUUUCAUCUAUGUUUAUUAA